AUGGCAAGAGAAGGCGAAGUGUCAAGAGCAGGGCCGAGGGAGACGGAGCAGGAGAGACCGCUACAGCCGCAGCUGUGCAGGCAGCGGUGGAGGCGAUGCGAGCGAGGGAGAUCAAGAAGGAGCUCGAGAGCCUGGGCAUCAGCACGCGGGGAGUGCGUCAUCCUGCGCAUGCCCAUGCGUCGCCUCGCCACCACCGCCAGAGAGCCUCGGGAAUACGUCAUCCUGCCCCUAGAAGUCGCCGGGAAGGGCCCCUUUGAUUUCCUCCUAGACACCGGCAGCAGCACCACCCUCGUCUCCCCGGAUUUCUCUUAUGGCACUAUCGGGUUGUCUACUAACGAGGGCAGGAUGACCCAGGGUCUGGGAGGCAUGGGGCCGGAGGGGAAGCAGGGGCGGGAGCUGCUGCUGCCGGACGUGAGGCUCGGGGAGUUUAGGUUCGGGCCGAUGCAAGCGGUGGUGCUGGACCUGCAGUACACGGGCCUGCCUGGUUCGGUGGCAGGGAUCGUGGGGCUGUCGUUCCUGUCUGCCUUUGACAUGGACUUUGACUUCCCCAGCAGCUCUCUCACCAUCAUGCACUCAGGUGCAGCGCUGGCAGCAGCAGGCAAGUGGACGGCAGGAGGCACCAUCCCCCCUCCGCCCUCUGCUGCUGCUGCCACCUCUCAGGGGUUAGAUUUCGAGGGGCUGGCCAUGCUCUCCCCAGCCACUGUUCCGUUCAACCUGCCCGCCGUCCAGAUCUCGGUGAAUGGCAAGCACUUAGAGACAGCGAUUCUUGACAUGGGGUCUGGCCUCAGCCUUAUCACCAUCGCUGUGGCUUCUCGUGCUGGCAUCACCCCCUCUAGCAUUGGUGUAGCAUCAAUGGUGGAUGUGGGAGGUGGAACAACACAAAUGGGAGGAGCAGUAGCAGAUCUGUUCCUUAUAACGAAGCAAGGAGGGCCAACAGGGACAGGAGGCGGUCGUAUCCCCUUUACAAGCCACCCCAUGAUAGUGGGGGACCUGCCAGCCCUGGCGGUGAUGGGAGCGGGCGCAGUGGUGGGGAUGGAUGUGCUCAAGAGGACUCGCUGUGUGGUGUGCUUCAAGGAUAACAGGGUUCUGCUACAGAAGAAGUAUUAG
Molecule: messenger RNA, 1107 nt
Organism: Closterium sp. Naga37s-1
Lineage: Eukaryota; Viridiplantae; Streptophyta; Zygnematophyceae; Desmidiales; Closteriaceae
Source: the annotation of a GenBank genome assembly